GUGGCACAUCGUGGACACGCAUAGACCAAAACCACAGGCACAUCGAGGCGACCCUAAACCGUAUCCCGAACCAAACCACAGGAACAUCGCGACCCUAAACCAUAUAUUGACUCGAACCACAUCAGCCGGGACGUCCUCGGAUUCUCACGACUCUGCGGCCAGCGACGUCACCUGUUAAAUGGGAUAUCUGUUUGAAAUCGGACAUCAUGUAAACAUGUGUUCAUAACCUCAGUCCUUUAUAGUCUAACUGUGGCCAAUAUUACAGGGGGGGCGGGCGACCAUCACGUGCAUCAGUUCGUCUAACGCUGACGCGUUACUUCUGGACCGAGCCUCCUUAGACCAAGCCCCCUCCGCUCCCUCAGACGAGCACCCUCAGACCAAGAUGGCGUCUCUAUGAGCGACCCGGACUUCUGGGUCUGCCCGCAGUGCCAGCAGCCCUUCCUCUCGCGGUGCCCCGCCCACGGGCCUCCGCUCCUGAUCCAGGACAGCCCCGCCCCCCCGGGCCACGCCGGCCGGGCGCUGCGCUCCGCCCCCCCUGGCCUGCGGGUGGGGUCGGAGGGGGGUCAGGUGGAGGUGCGCUGCGGGGCCCAGAGCAUCCCCCAGGGGGCCGUGUUCGGGCCCUACGAGGGAGAGCUGGUCCCCAGGGACCGCUCCACUGCACACUCCUGGAUCAUCGUUGAUGUCAACAACUCUUAUCACUCCAUUGAUGGGAGCGACGAAACCAAAGCCAACUGGAUGAGGUACGUGCGAAUCUCGUCGGAGAACACGGAGCGGAACCUGACAGCGUUCCAGCGCGGGGGGCAGCUGUACUUCAGCGCCAGCCGGCCACUGUUGCCUGGCAACCGGCUGCGGGUGUGGUACGGAGACGACUACAUCACACGCCUGCACAGCCUAUCAGAGCAGAGCAUCGACUGCAGCCUCCACCCAGGGUCUGACUGGAGACGGGGGGGUCUGCAGUGUUGGCGGGGCCCCGACGGCGAGGCUCCUCCUGCUGCUGACAGGACGGAGACUGACGGCGCCUCCAGAAGAGUCCAGGCCUUUCUGGAGAGCCAACCCGGCCUCAAGCCUCUCUCAGGUCCUCCGCCCAGCCGACUGGGCAAGAGAAGGCGUCUGUCUGCAGAGGCCCUGCGACCGGUGAAGGAGGAGCAGGAGCAGUCCUCCACCUCUUCGUGUCCCAACUGCAUCAAACUGAGGCUGAGAAUCUUCCAGCUGGAGGCAGAGCUUCACCUGCUAAGAGGGAAGGAGAUGGACCCAGCUACGCCCCCAAACCCGGAGCAAGGACCAAUAGAAGACCUCCGUGACAUGGACCCGCUGACCCCCCCCCAGAUGGUCCUGGACGAAGAGGACCAGGACCUCGACUCAGCUGACGAGUCCUUCAACGCCGACCCGCUCAUCUCAGCCGGUGACUCGUCCAAACUGCCGCACCGCCGCACCCGCCGCUUCAAGCAGGAGUGGCUGAGGAAGUUCUGGUUCCUGCGCUACUCGCCGGCGCUCAACGAGAUGUGGUGCCACGUGUGCCGGCAGUACACAGUGCAGUCGGCGCGCACGUCGGCCUUCAUCAUGGGCUCCAAGCAGUUCAAGAUCCACACCAUCAAGCUGCACAGUCAGAGCAACCUGCACAAGAAGUGUCUGCAGCUGUACAAGCUGCGCAUGCACCCCGAGAAGACGGAGGAGAUGUGCCGGAGCAUGACGGUGCUCUUCAACGCCGCCUACCACCUGGCCGUGGAGGGCCGGCCCUUCUCGGACCUCCGGCCGCUGGCGGAGCUGCUGAGGAGGUGUGAGCUGAAGGUGGUGGAGCACUACCUCAACGAAGGAGAUUGCCAGAUCCUCGUUCAUCACAUCGCCCGCACCUUAAGGGAAGACCUCGCAGAGAAGAUGCGUUUGUCUCCGUUCCUCAGCGUCCUCAUGGACUGUCAGAAUGAGGACCUGUUUCCAGACACGCUGGCCUUCUACGUCCAGUUCACUACAAACGACGGUUCCCCCAACACAGAGUUCCUCUCGCUGCAGAAGCUGAGCCAGGCCAGCGCCGAUGGCUAUCUCCAAGCCAUCGAGCGGGCGUUCUGUGUCUUUGGCCUUCGGUUCCAGGACUUGCUGGUGGUCGGCGUGGGGAUGGACGGUGCCCCCAUGUCAACAGGCAUGCGAGGCAGUAUGUUUGUCGCCAUGCAGAGGGUUCUCCCCUGGCUCCUCUCCCUUCCCGUCAUGAUCCACCGGCCUCAUCUGGAGGUGUUGGAUGUCAUCAGUGGCAAGGAGCUGUCCUGCCUGGAGGACUUGGAGAACAACCUGAAGCAGCUCCUGGGUUUCUACCGCUACUCCCCUCGUAUGAUGGCCGAGCUCCGCCUGACCGCGCCCACGCUGUCGGAGGAGAUGGAGUUCCUCGGAGACAUCCGAGCCGUUCGUUGGAUCAUCGGGGAGCCGAACGUCCUCAACGCCCUCAUCAAGGACUACCUGGAGGUGGUGGGUCAUCUGAAGGAUGUCAGCCGCCAGACGCAGAAGGCCGACGCCGCCGCCGUCGCCCUCACACUCCUCCACUUCCUGCUGGACUACCAGUCGGUAAAGCUCAUCUAUUUCCUCCUGGACGUCAUCGCUGUUCUGUCUCGUUUGGCAUUUACCUUCCAGGGCGACUACCUCCUGGUAUCGCAGGUGAACGACCGGAUCGAGGAGUCGAUGGUGGAGAUCGGGCAGCUUGUGGAUCGUCCUGGGGAGUACCUGCAGGAGUUUGAAGAGAACUUCCGUGAAAGUUUCAACGGUGUCGCUCUGAAGAACCUGUGUGUCGCAGAGUCCAAGUUCCAGGCCAUUCGAGAGAAGAUCUGCCGGAGGAGCCAGGGCAUCUUGUCCCAGAGACUGGACCCCCUGAGCAGUCCUCUGGCCAGAGCCUGCCGGGUGCUGGACUUCUCCUCCUGGCCCCGGGCCACCGAGGACCUGCACUCGUAUGGGGAUGAGGAGAUCCUUUUGAUAUUCAACCAUAUGGAGUCCAUUCCAUCGGUCCCCUGUGAGGGCCAGGCGAGGUCAGAGGCCCAGGGCAACCUGCUGGUGGAGUGGAGAAGUCUGAAAGCCGACUUCUGCAGCAUCGGCUCCAAAGAGCUUCUAGGUCACCUCUGCAAGCACAGACAGCGCUUUCCUCUUUUGUGUCGGGUCGCCCAGCUGGUGCAGGUGCUGCCCACGUCCACCGUCUGCUGUGAGAGAGGCAGAGGCUCCUUGCAAAAGAUGUACCAAAACAGCCGCUCCAGGCUGGGUCUGGACCCGAUGAACGACCUGCUCACCCUGGCCAUCAACGGGCCGCCCAUCGCCAGCUUUGACGGGAAGCGAGCUCUGGACUCCUGGUUCGAGGAGAAGUCUGGGAGCUCCUCCUUGCUCUCAGCUGAGAUCAUAAACAGGAUAUCGAAAUCUCAACAUGAGUCCAGCGACGCUAAUACAGACAUCUUGCCCGAUACCUGACCUUGGACCCUGAUACCUGACCUUUGACCCUGAAUCCUGACCUUUGACCCUGAAUCCUGACCUUCCACCAUGAUACCUGACCUUUUACCCUGAUACCUGACCUUUGACACUGAAAACUGACCUCUGACCCUGAUGCCUGACUUUUCACCCUGAUACCUGACCUUUCACCCUGAUACCUGACCUUUCCCCUAUUCAACACGUUUUAUUCCAUCUGAAUGUACAAGAAACGUGUGAAAUAAUGAAUGUUGUACGGGAACAAUCAGAGAAUGUGCACACAAGGAAUGUUUGUACACAAGGUAAUAAAGGAGCUGAAGCUAUGAUGGGA
Molecule: messenger RNA, 3760 nt
Organism: Gadus morhua (Atlantic cod)
Lineage: Eukaryota; Metazoa; Chordata; Actinopteri; Gadiformes; Gadidae
Gene: prdm11
Product: PR domain containing 11
Exons: 7
Coding region: 394-3435 (1013 amino acids)
Molecular function (GO): protein dimerization activity
Source: RefSeq, a predicted model, not a curated record